CUGUUCAUCCGCCCAUCACCCCCCAGGGUGAGGAACAUUCCUCAGCUCUUUUUUUUUUUUUUUUUGUCCCAUCUAUCACACAUACAAACAAAUUUCGUUCUCUCAAGCCUUCUCGCCGCCUUCCUCCCCCCAGUUCCUAGUUCCCAGUUCAACCCAGGGUCCAACUAUUUUUUUGCUUUUUAAAUCUUUCGAUUCGUCGGUUCAACAUCGCCGUCGCGAUCCUCGGUUUUAUUCUUCCCACCGCCUUUCUUCAUCGCCUUGUCCCGCCUCGGAUCCCCUGCUGGUCUGUUCGUCGAUCUGCCUAACAAAAAUAUACCACGGACCACGCGUGGUAUCAUUAUCGUUAUCCUCCCUACUAAUAUUCCCCAAUCCCGUCUUAUUCCUACUCCCCUGUCUUACCUUACUCGCAUCGCAUCUCCCACCUUCGAGUUUAUUGUGAGCUGGAUCUGAGAAUCUCUCCGUAUACUCGAUUCAUGCAUCGACAGAUAUAGAAUAACUAUCUAGAUACACUUGCGCCGUUGCUGUUUAAUUAUAUUUUAUCGUGUCUCCUCGUCAUCUGCCCACCAUGCCGUACAACACCCGUCGCAAAUCGCUGUCUCUAUCGUCACUCGGAAUCCACAUCCCAGUAAAUCGAUCCUCGUCUAAUAACUCCAGCAUGGCAUGCUCUAGAUCAUCCUCUGAGAGCUCGUCGCACCCGAACAAGAAGAUCAAGCGGUCUCACAACGACACUGCAUCCUCUGCUACCACUGUACCCACCUUCAAACCGGUCGCUACGCCUAUCAAGUAUGAUCACACGCCGCCGCCCUCGCCUGGGCUACAUACCUCCAUCGAGAUGGAUGAUUCUGAGCUGUCCGAACUUGCAGAGAUUAAGAAAGUCGACUUAGAAGGUAUAAACGACGAGAUCGUCGAGGCUGUCAUUGUGCGACUGCAGGAAACCCGCAACCGACCGCAUCUAGUCAAGGAGCUAGCCACUAUCCUCAUAGAUCAUGUUAAAAUAGUUCAACAGUCCGCGAACCCUUGCGCCAUCAUCUCUUCUCGACUAUCUACAUAUCUGAAGCGAUCGUGUUGGUCCGCUUUAGCUCCUUGUCCUUUAGCUAAAGAGCUCGAGACCGUCCACCCAAGGCGCACGUACUUUUACCUAACUACAUGCCCUCAUUUACCUUUACCCGACCCUUCUGCGCAACGCGCUAUCAUAACACCAUCACUCUCAAGCUCGGCGUCCACAUCUGAGGAUGCUGAUUGCGACCGAAACAGAGAGCUCAGCAUGUCGCCUGAAGUGGAUCUUUCAUCUCCCGAGUUUGAUGAUAUGGAUGAAGAUAUACCGAUGCCGGGCACACCAAUGGGCUCAGUAUCGGGGCGCCACCGUUCCCUCAAUGUGCCGCGCAAUCAAAGAGGAGAGGAACCCCCACUAGAGAAGGACGAGAAGGAAUUCACACAAACGGCAGAUGGAUUACAAAAGCGGAAGGCUAGUGGACAUCUACUUCGAGCUGAUCCUCUUGACCAAGUGUCAAUAGAUGACGGCAUGCAGAACGAGCAGCUUUUUGGUGAACCCCCAAGGACGCUCGCCCCCUCUCUACUACCACAUAUGGCAUUCUUGACAAGUCCCGCGAUGCGACCUAGCUUGAUCAUACCGACGAAAAGAGAUCAUGAGGCCGAAAAUUGGACCAAAUUAGACGCCGCUCUUGAAUGGGAUAGGAGUCCCGAGACUAUCGAGCUGGAUGAGCUUGAUUGCUUACUCGAUGACUUCUAAAUGCGCAUUGCUAAUGAGCUUAUCUACACCUCUCCUAAUUAUUUGACGAUCACUGGAUGACAGGUUAUGCGUGCAGCCGGCAUGUGUUAACCAUGUAUGAUGAUGGAAGAGACGGCCGCGUUGACGAACCAAAAGGAGUUGGGGUGAGAUGGCGCUAGUCGGUGCAUUUGAUUUUCAUUUGCUUGCUAUUUUUCGCGUUCUGCAUUAAUUCCUUACUUCAUGCCAUUUAUUUCCCGAUCAGAUGAUUGCGCGUCUAUGGCCGACAUAGUUGGUCGCCAGCUAAGGGGGAUGUACGAAUAUCAUUAGAGGAAGCGCUUAGAAUGCGACAGGGGAUGGGCCGCAUUACGAAGGCCCAGUUUCCGCGGCGAACUGAAACAUCUCGUUUCUGAAGCGAACGGAGAGCGGGAGAUUCGCUGCGUCGUUUGCCGCUUGGUUUCCUGAAACGGGAAAUCAAUCUGUAUAAGUAGAAAACCUCGAAAGAAGCUGGCAAGAAUGUGGCCGGCUAGUUAGAGCGCUUAGAUCUUAGUUGAGUGGCUUUUACAGGGCGGACUGGGAUAAAAAGGAAAAACGGCGCCCAAAAAUGCGAAAAGAAAUCCCCGAUCAAUUUCAAUAAUAU
Annulohypoxylon truncatum is the source of this 2366-nucleotide messenger RNA. RefSeq lists its product as uncharacterized. NCBI's taxonomy places the organism in Eukaryota, Fungi, Ascomycota, Sordariomycetes, Xylariales, Hypoxylaceae. The transcript is spliced from 2 exons. Bases 566 to 1750 code for a protein of 394 amino acids. The record is from RefSeq and is a predicted model, not a curated record.